Molecule: messenger RNA, 5753 nt
Organism: Venturia canescens
Lineage: Eukaryota; Metazoa; Arthropoda; Insecta; Hymenoptera; Ichneumonidae
Exons: 17
Coding region: 289-2811 (840 amino acids)
Source: RefSeq, a predicted model, not a curated record
AUUGCCGAAAAUCACUGAUUCGAUAUUUUCAUCGAUAUACUAAAUGCGCUUCGUAUCAGGGUCCUAACAUCAAUUUCAUUGGUUUAAUUUCGUAUUCGUGUUGAUUUUGUGACCAUACAAAUAUGGUGUAACAGUGUUGAAAAAGAUAUUGAUAACUCUUCAAAGCUAUUACAUGUAUGAGCCGCGAGUGUUGUUUAUUGGGGGUUUAAUUGUUGGGAAAAGCGACGCAAUUUGAAACAAAGAAAUAAUAUUGGAGGAUUGUUGAGUCGACUUUUGGUGCAGCUCGUCAUGAUGGAAAUAAUGGAAGAUGGAAAUCUCGUUGAUCGGGUGCGGAUUCUACUUCAAAGGGAUAUGCAAUAUUACCAGUCGAUGCAAACCGUGCUUCGGGAAUCUUUGUGCGUGAGAGUCUGUGGCGGAGAACUCGAUUUUCCGCGGCACGCUUCAUUCGCAGCGAUAAAAAUAGUGAUAUGGUGGGAAGCCGAAUUCCUCGAUGCGUUCAGACGCCCGUCAGGAUUAAGCAUCUCGACCGACGAUGGAAAUCCGAGCGAGGCUGAAGCAGCCAUUAAAAAGACCCCGCCCUCAGAAUUCAUUCUCCUGGUUGUAGAUACUUCGAAACAGUUUUUGGAACAUUUGCACACUUUGAUUCAGGAAUCCUUGGAUCACGCGGAUCUGACAGUUCUGACGGCGACCCUUGGAGCAGCGGCAUUAAUUCGUAAUUGUCUGUGGUGCUACACGCGAAAUUCGAAAAAUGAAAUUCCAUCACAGACGAGCGCCCAGCUUUCGGCGUGCUACAAAUCGUACAACGAAAUGACGGAGGCCGUUGCCGGGAGAUUGUUGGACUUGCAUUGCCGUUUAAUAGCUCUUUAUAUAUUGAUGGAGGCCGAUUCACUGAGCUGGCAAAAAAACAAACCCUUCUUUGAAAAAGAGCGCUGUACUUUCGUCAUACAAAUGUGGUGGCUUUAUAUGCAGGGUACAAAAGCCGAUCUGUGGAAUACCGUAUCGCCAAAAAUGGCUCGGAGAAUAUUUUCCGGCGUGUUGAACGAGUCUCUGACGAUCCUCGUCACGCGUUUCAUUCACGGUCGUCCGAGUUUAGCACGAUCCGAGCAAUACUGGGCGGAUGCUUUCAACGUUUUAUCCUGCUCAGCGUAUCUCACUCUAUCUGCAAGUCUCAACGCCGAUGAGCUGAUUGGAUUGCGAGUGAAAAAAUUACCGAUCGUCAUGAGGGACAUUCAUGCCAAAUGUGGGGAAUUGCUACUCAGUUUGGUCCUCCGCGGUACUCCUCUGCACCUGCUUUAUCAGGUCUGUCGAAAUGGGCUGGAAAACACGGCUUUACUGGGAGAGCGAGGUACCUUUGCCCCGUGGCUUCUCGUAGCUGCACCAAACCUUCUCGGCAAUACUCUGCCCUACGAGGACUAUGGCACAAGCAAGCUGUCUCCGAGAGCUCAAGUGAUUUUAGAGCUCAACGUACUCAGGGCUCAGCCGCAAGCAAAUUGGACGUAUUUACUGAAGGUUUUUUCGAUGAACGAUUGCGCGGUUGCGAGAAUGUUGCUGAGCAAUUUGGUACGCAAGUGUACCGGUUAUACAGAAAUUCAGGGUUCGAUGGUUCUAAUGAAAAAUAAGAAUAAAGAGCAAAAGGACGAAAGCAAAGAGGGUUGCGGAGGAUUUUUGUGUACGGGGGCGGCGUGUAAACCAUCGAUCAAUGUCAACGGUUGCUCGGAUCCUCUCUGUCUCUACAGCUUGAUGUAUAUAACCGUCAACACUUUUAUGGAUCCGUUGAACGUCGUCAUACCGUCUCUCAAACAAGAUGCAAAUUGGCCGAAUUAUCUUGACAGACAGCAGGUAUGGAACCAAGCGCGGCCACCCUGGCUUCAUGCUCUUCUGGCUCCUAUUCAACCUAUGAUCACUCCGAUCGUGGAAACUCUGCUCGACGCUGUCAAGACAGGGGCCAGCGUGUACCAAGCAAUGUCCCUGGCAUUGGCUUGUUUCGAGGAGUUAUUCAUUUGCGUGCCUAUCGGAGUACUCGCGACGUGUUUCUCCAUAAAUGAGAAUCUGCCAGCUCACUGUCAUCCGCUCGGUGGUUCGGUCCUGCUACAAGUGCUGUGUGCUUCGCUGUACACCGCUCUCCUCGAAGUGUCAAUCGCUGAAGAGAAAAAGGAAGCAUCGAGCAAGGAAAAAAGCUCACGGCCUCCCGCGGAAAGCGGGCCGGAAGGAAUAUCGUUCGACACUCAAAACCGCGGGGCUUCGGCAACGGCACUCGCCGAAGCUAUUUGCAGCAUCGACGAAGACAACAAACAUACCAAUCAAAUCGACGAUCUUAUCGAGCUCAUUGAAAAUUGGAUAAAAUCCAACGAGAGGGACGACCUGGAAAAGAAGAUUGAAAAUACGCCGUGGUAUAUCGAAAAGUUUACCAACCAAAUUUUGCUCACCCCCAUUGGUCGACGGUCCAUGAAAGUGGCUCUGGAAUAUCUGAUCCGUGCAUCCGAUUGGGUGUUGAAUAAAUUGAAACAAAAGGAGCCGAGUAACAGCGUCGAUUUCAACGACACAACAGACGUUUACGUGGCAUCGAAACCCUUGACUUACGUCAUGUUCCACAUCGACGACGCCGCUUUUGAUCAGUUCUUGAUAGAUUUCGACGAAACGCAUUGGCAAGCGAUUCUCAAAACACCGAUCGGUGGAACGUUGGAACGAGUCCGAGGGCAGAUACUCGUGCGACCUGAAUUCAAAAAUCUCAGCGAGCUCUCCCAUGAUGAAAAAGAGGUCGCAACGUCCAUGAAACUGCUCUGCUCGAUCGGCCGAUCACCGCGCUUUUAAUGGAAUCACAUUGAUCGAUGGUGCGGAAGUCUUGAAUCUCUGGAGAAAAGGUUUCGUGACUUGGAUUCAUGCUUCAAUAGAGUACAUUGGGAAGAAUGAUCUCCGAGGACUCUUUACAUCGGAAUCGGACGAUCUAAUUGAUUCUCGAAAUUUACGGGCGUGACUGUUGGACAGCCUGUGCGUAAUAAUGUCGAUUGAAACGUCAUUUCACGCUUGGAAUAUUGAAAUUCGUUAAGAAUGAAUUACCACUCACACGAGUCUCAAAUAAUGAAUUCGUACGCGCAGUUGGAUGAGGAUGGAAAAAUUGUCGACAUAUUUCCACGGACAGUGGAAUCGGGAGAGCCCGACAAAGUAAACUCGAAUUCAUUGCUGCUCUACUCCGAUACGCAGCGCAAAAGUUGACCCGCUGGCAAUCAUAAUAAUCCUAUUUGUGAACAACUCCACGAUGAAAUGCGCCGAGGAUGGAGAAAUGUUUGGAAACUUUUCAAAUUAUCUCUUUCAAUUCCCAUAUUCCGGCGCUCAGCAUAGGCUUAUUCGACUGCUGCGAUGCCCAGGUUUUUCCAAGCUCUACGCGAUCCGUGACGGCGAGUCGGAACUAAGUUACCGAGAAUUCGCUUAGUUGAGAAACUCUUUGCUUCAUAUGUUUCCAGAAACCGAUGAUCAUGAAGCAAAUUUACAGCUCAAAUGCCACAAAUGAAAUCCGAUACGAAAGCUUCUUCAUAUCUCCCGGCAUUUUCAGUCUAUAAUGAUACGAUUUAUUCAUCGAUCCAGAACUGCGAUAAAAUUAGAAAAACAGAAAAAAAAUCGUUGCAACAACUAAAUGUCCUUAGUUGAUACUUUUGUUGCUUGAUCUAACUAACAUCCGCUUAUGUGAUGAAAAGUUCAUUUAUCCGAAUCACUAAAUUUUGGUUUAUGGAAAUUACCUAAACGAAUUAAACCAAAUCUUUUGUUCGAAGAACUCGAAACAUUCGUUUAUUUCUACUUAUAAUUAUACAUUUUUAAAAUAUAUUGAUUUGGAUAUCAAGUACUGAAGUGUCUAAACGGUUGAGAAUGAUAAAUAUUUUGUAAAUCGAAUCAUACUGGUCAGUUCAAAAUAACUCAAAAUUCGUUGAAAUGCAUUAUUACUUUAGCCAACAUGAUUUGUGAAAAAUAACAAAUAAUUAUGAUACUCGGAUUUUUUCUUCGUGUAUAGCUUAACAAAAUCUUAUCGAUAGCGAACCAAACGAGUUGUCUAUACAAAUGUCUACCUCGAAAGAAAGUUCUAGCAACAAAAUAUGACGUUAGAGUAACCCAAAUAUCGUCACAAGACCCUUAAUCGUGUUAAUUCAAAUCGCUAUUUGAAUAAUUAUCAAAAUUUUUGUGAAAUUUAACAAACAUUUCGUCGUGCGUAUGGGACUAAAUAUUUUAGUUCAAUUGAACAUUUUCCGAGGGUUUCAACCAAAUUUUUUUCUCAGUGUACGAAUGCCAAGAUGAAAGAAAAAAAUGCUUCAUCCGAUUCCACCAAUCGUUAGAACGACAUUUUACACACCUCCACCAGUGUUAAAUUUAUCUGCAAAGGUGAUCUCUAACGAUGCACUAUAAAAUGUAGCAUCGCCCCUAUUACGUGCCCGUAUGUAAUUUCACAUUCGUACAGUCUUUCGAAUCAACACAGAAUCUAUUGACUUUAUGCCAUUUUUAUUCUGUCACCGGGGAAUCAAAUACCGCGUUUAAUCUACGCUCAACAUAUGCUCGCGAGUCUUUGGAUCUGAAACUCGCUGGCAACAUCAACCCCGCGAAGGUACAGUUGGCUAAAUGUAGGCCAAUUUCAAGUGCGGGUCCGAUAACGACUCCCGAUGCACGUGUGCAUUCUGUUUAAUUUCACCAUUAUCAAUAACGAGUUUGCUCUGUGAGACUCACGCAAAAUAUUUUAUCACACUUUUCCAUAUUAUUAGAUGAUUAAUUUUGUUCUUAUUCUAACGAGGCAUUGUUAUUUUAAGUCCCGUUACGAGGUUCAUUUUGACCAAUAAAUAUUAUAACGAAUUUCCACAGCGAUGAAAAAUGCAUUAUUUUCGCUUAUGCUUAUGCGCUCGAGUGGUCGACGAUUACACGUCCAAGUAAAUAAGUUGUUACCAGUUCGACAAGUUUUCGUUCUUUAUCUCAUUAACAAUUGGCAAAGAGAGUGGUCGCUGCCCGACGCUCUUGCACUUUGCAGUUAAUAUUCUUACAAAGUUUUUAAACUCAAUGAUGAAGAGAAUUCAAUGCACAGAUGUGACGUUUCCUGGAUGUGGACUCGCUCGCUCUACUUUAUUACUUUUUCUCGACUAGGCAGUUAUUGCCAAUUAUCGAUUACCUGAUUUUCAUCCCCCCUCUUUAGAGUUGAUCAUUUGUUGAGUGAGUGGUGUGAAAAUUGGUAAGGGAGGGCCGGGCGAAGCGGAACAACCCCCCGGAAAAAUGAGAGCUCUUUGUUUUCAUAAUUUCACUCGAGACACACCUGUCCAAGGCUCAAUAUUCAAUAAAAAUCGAUUUUUUUUAAGAAAUUUAAAAAUUGGCUCACGCAGCGGAGAAUAAAAAUUGUGAAUAAAUUGUUCAUUUUUAAGGAAAAAAAAGAAAAUCGUUUUCUUCGUUCUCGCUUUCGAGAGUGUUUCCUCAAAAGCUUGAAAAAGUGCAAUUGGAAAAUUUGACUUUUCAAAAAAAUUGUUUGUCUCAUUGAAUGUUGCAACUUUGCGCGAAAAAACCACCUUUUUGGGGGGUCUUCAGCUUUGCCCGACUCUCGCACAGACAUUCAUCAAUUAUUAGGUAAAGACCUCUCGAACACUUCGCGUGUAACACGAGUGCGCACAGUGGCCCAGACUGCACGAACAAUUUCGAACCAUUGCACAUUCCAGGGUACAAAUGUGACGUUUUGGAAAAACUUGUGCAAUUUUUUCAAACACUUUUCAUUCAGGCAAUACGCUUCAUCAUUG